Molecule: messenger RNA, 2487 nt
Organism: Laccaria bicolor S238N-H82
Lineage: Eukaryota; Fungi; Basidiomycota; Agaricomycetes; Agaricales; Hydnangiaceae
Exons: 16
Coding region: 1-2487 (828 amino acids)
Source: RefSeq, a predicted model, not a curated record
AUGGCCUGCCAUCCCCGCUGGACAACUGGAUCGCCUCUUCGCUCGACUUUGCAUCUGAGCCACUUGCGGGUGAUGGGUUCUGUGCAGGCAGGCCACUUGCAGGUGAUGGGUUCUGUGCAGGCAGGCCACUUGCGGGGUGAAAUCGAAGAGCCAUUUCAAGACCUGUGCACAUUCACACUGUACCUCACUGUGCAGCUGCGUCCAUCCUCAGGUUUUCUAGCCUAUCACUGGACAAGCCCAACCAUUAUUCUUGCUUCCUACACAGGCACCAGCGACGAACUCAAUGCACCAGAUUGGGUAACCCUCAUCAGCAACCCUUGUUCAUUUAGGCAGCCACGGACACACAUUGUCGAAGUUUUCAUGAUAUUGGCAGCUCAACCUGAGAAUGAAAGGUCGUCACAAUGGAUUCUUGCUUGGUGCUUUGCUGUGUCGUCAAUAUCUCACAAUCUGCCUGAGGCACCCGGCCGUUUACCAUUACUUAUCUGGCUGCUCCCAAACAGUGUCCUGUCCCUUGUGAAUGCACUCAAUGUGGUGGCAUUAAGCAUGUCUUGCAAGAAGAACGGCAUGCCCAUUUGGUCCGACAGCUCUAUGGGAAACACUCAUGGGGUGUUGACACCUCCUCAAAUACUUUUGGAUCUGCCAGCCACACCCACUCACAAUUGUCUAAGUCCACAAUUGACAGCUCAACCCCCUGGCACUCUGUUGAGUGCUCGGAGGAGUGCUGCAAUCCAUGCAGUCGAGGAGCACGCUGCCAUUUUGAUUUCCGAGGCAUUAGCAGAGGAACCAGACCAUCUGUAUGAGCCUUUCAUUGAUGACAAUUGGGAGGAAGGAGAAGAACCUGAGGCUGACACCAACCCUGGCACCAACUCCCCAUAUAAUCCCCAAGUGUCCCUCCCAGCUGCCGAACUCUUCCCUUCAAUCCCGAUUGCCACUCAUGUUCCUGCGGUGAAAGCUGCAGAGAACAACCCAGAUCUGUUCUUCUGUGUGCAGGAGGACGCUCAUGAUCAGCUAUGCCAGAAACCAUCUGAUGUUCACCCAGAAGGUGAUGUUUAUCUGCUUUACAUGCUUGUGACAUGGCUCCACCUCCAGUUUCAUGUCCCAGUCCAUGCCUGCACAGUGAUUAUUCACGUUGUCGGUCUUAUCAUCAGGGCCUUUGGCCACACCAUCAACCCACCUCUGAUCACCACUCUCAAUCACAUCAUGUCAAAGUUGGAUGUCGAGCCUGUCUUUGACAUCCUUCCAAGUUCCUUUAUGCCCAGAGUGCCUCAAGACACGACCCUGUGUUCCCCUUCUUCGCUUUCCGUACAAGAGUUUAGAAUCACAACUAGUCUGGAGGAAGAGCUAGAUGCAUGGGGUGCACUUCCUCGUACCCCAGGAAAGAUGGGAGACAUCUUUGAUGGUGAAGUAACUAAAAGCUUACCAGCACCUGAUGGAAGUCCUUUCUUUCGAAAUCAACCAGGUGAUGAGAAGGGCCCAAAUGGUGAACUUCACAUCAGAGUUUCCAAGCAUGAACCAAUGAAGAGCAUCGAGCGGCUGUUACCUUAUUUUGACACUGUGCACAUGAUCAUUAUUGAUCCAAUGCAUAACCUGCUUCUCGGUAUAGAUACUCAUGCAUUGCGUGUUCCUUCAGUCAGGCUAAAAUUUCCUACAGGCCUCGUCAAGACUCACUUCUAUCACAUCUGGGUACAAGCCAAAAUUCUCUGGAAGAUGAAAGAGCUGCAUGCGCUGCACCAUAUCCUUAGUGAAGUCAUGCCGGCACAUCUCGGUUGUUUGCCGUCGCUUAUGGGUGUUCCCGCUGAGCUGAAGAAGCAAAAGGCUGCUGCGAAAAAGAAGGCGAACACUGAGAAAAAGAAGCAUCACCAGGAAGUGGUGCAACAUGAACGAAACCCAAGGCCCAAUGUGACCAUACCUGUCUCAUCGCCCAUACAACACGCAACUGCCUCUCUAGAGCCUGUUGACAUGCCAUCCCGACCACCUGUUGAUAAACCAAACAAACGGAAACAUCAAACAGAUUACUGCCAGGAACUAAUCACUCUUUAUGGCCCUGAUGUAAUGUGGCCCAACCACCAUUACGCCAUGCACACUGCGGAAUGUGUCCGUGAUUUUGGUCCCAUGCAUGGGUUUUGGACCUUCCUCUUCGAGCAGCUCAACAAGAUUCUCAAGAGCUACAAAACAAAUAACCACAGUGGGGGUGAACUUGAAGUUACAUUCUUUCAAGAAUUUCAUAGAAUGGUCCACACUUCUCGAAUGGUUUCUUCUGAUCCCUUCUUGCAUGUAGCCUGCUCUGCCCGACCUGGCCAGCCUGAGAUUUUUUGUGAUGCUGUUGAUGUCAUGUUUACUGCAACCACAGAUGAUCGCAGUACCUUGCAGGCACUCACACAUGACCUUGAUCGGACUUGUCUUGAUGGUACCUUUCAAUGUGGUUUCCCAACCUUCAUCUGUGGUCAUACCUCACUCCAGCCCCAGCACCAUCAAUACCACUACUAA